AUGAAGGUUUCUCUGGUUAUGCUCACUGCGGCCGUGGCUUUGGCCGCCCCUACUGCCACUGACGAAGUCAAAGACGGCGUUAUUGGUGGUCUUGACGGCGUGUUGAGUGCUGUCGGUUUGCCCUUGCCCAGUACUGCCCCCUCCAAUGGCGCCAACCCCAUCGCUGGGUUGCCCGUCGACAACCUUUUCACCGAUGACCCUAUUCCCAAUCUUCUCAAUGCCGUUGGCAACUUAUUGUCUAAGGUUCUUGGAAAGCUUAGUGGCCAAAAGGCUCAAUAA
Molecule: messenger RNA, 279 nt
Organism: Diutina rugosa
Lineage: Eukaryota; Fungi; Ascomycota; Pichiomycetes; Serinales; Debaryomycetaceae
Exons: 1
Coding region: 1-279 (92 amino acids)
Source: RefSeq, a predicted model, not a curated record